UUCCUAAGUGAGGGGGAAGAAAAUUAACCGUGCAAAUCACUGUAUAUUGUACUGUGUUAGUUUACUACAGUUAGGGCCCAGUGUACAAUGUGGGACAUCUGCAUACCUGUACCACUGAUAAUUCACCUGUACACCAUCUGAUAAUUUACAGGUACACGGCGAUGUCAGAGAUUACACCUGGAAUACUUAGGUUUUAUAUAUAUAUAUACACUUCCUGGUCCAUUGUUUCAGUUGACUUUUAUUUAAAUACGGGAGUGUGUACACAGAGGCUCUAAUCAGCUGACGGAAACAAUACACGCUUGUUUAUUUAUCUAUUGACAGGAGCAACUAUUUUUCCCCUUUGGUGGACAAGAAGCAUUUGAGUUCAGCUUUUGCACAUAAAAGAGAUGGUAUAUUUUCCCACUGGACUUGGAAGAAAUAGUUCAUUUUGUUUAAUAUCAGUUUUCUUGUGAGGACAAACUUGGAUGUGAGAGAUGUCCAUAUUUUUCCGUAACUCUGACGGGUGCAGCCUCCAUCGUGAUGAGAAAUACGUAGCUGUAUGCGUCAAGUGCGAGGUCAGCGUGUGUACGACAUGUAUGAACAGCGUACAUCGAGGUCACGAAUAUCUCGACAAUGACCUAGCCCUGGUCGAUUACAAACAGAAACUUUUCAUCAGUGAGAAGGUGGGGGAAGAAAACCUAAAUAAGUACCAAGAAGAAAUACAGGUACUGACUCAACAAGAGCAGAUCUGUAACCUGAAAUCUGAGGGACUUCUGAUAGCCCUCCAAAACAGAGGAAAAGAACUGAAAAAUGAGAUAGACAGACUGGUUCAGGAGAUGUCAAAAGCCAUAAAAGAAUCCAAGAAAACCAACAUGGACAAAAUAACCAAAGCCCAGAACAAGGCUAAGAAACAACAGUCCCAGCUGGCGAGCUUCCUCAAACAGGCCAAAGCCGAGCUCCAGAAAACAAACGUCCACAGUAUUCUCAGCCUGUACAACAACAUCAACGACGCCGUCGACAGUCACAAUAACAGCCGUGACCUUCAGGUCGAUACGGAGUACUACAAGUUUACGGCCGGGGAGCUCAGGAAGGAGAAUAUGGGGGAGAUGUUCGGGAAACUGGAGAUGGAGGGGAAGAAAUUAAACCAGGAAAACGUCUACGAAGAUGUGGAACCCGCCUCAGCCUGCAUUCUCAAUCAGCUUCAAAAUGAUGUUGAAGACUUGGGUGAAUUUAAGGUUUCUGAAAAAGGCAUUACCAGCAUCUGUCCAUUUAAAGAAGACCGAGCUUUUCUAUGUGAUGAAUUAGGGAAAGAUCUCAAACUUGUCAAGGAGACGGGGAGAGUGUUACGAUCUCUGACAGCCAACACAAAGAAAAGUGAUAUCGCCAUUACGUCAGAUGGAGUCGUCCUCAUAACCUGUCCCGAUUUAUUCUGUAUUAAAACAUUCUCCUCUGACGGAAUGAUUCGUAAGUUCAUUCUUACGGAAGAUCUACAUCCACAUGGAAUCAGUGUCCAUUUUGACACAGACUGUAUCGUGGUGGCAUUAGUGGAUGCCUGGGAUUUUAAUGUGACAUCGUCCAGUAAAAGACUCCUUCGUAAAUAUUCCAGUGAAGGGGAGAUAAUUCAGACAAUAGAGGGCAUUAAUAGAACAAUCACAGGCGGAGUCAAACCACUAUUUGUCUCCCCUUACAAGGUCCGCAUCAGUCAAUACAACGGAGACAUUGGAGUCGUCAACUGGACGUCAUGGCGACAAGGAAACGUCCUUGUCUUCACCGACUAUGGAACUCUGAAAUUCACCUACCCUCCCAAGGUCAACAGCUCGUUUGAACCCCAAGACAUGACCUUUGACUCUGAGAACCAGAUUGUUGUGGCCGAUGCCGUCAGUAAACUUUUACUUUUAUUAAAUCCUGAUGGGUUAUUACUGAGGACAAUUUAUCAGUGUAAUAACCAGCCCUCAUCGCUGGGCUACUUUGGGAAGGGAAAACUGUGGGUGGGCCAAAGUGAUGGGACUGUUAAUGCUAUUAAAUAUCUGUGUACUUAAUGUAGAAUUAUUGAUCUUUGUAAAUGUUAUAUAAUUAGUAUUUUUAUGAAACUGUA
Messenger RNA from Saccostrea cuccullata (small rock oyster), 2074 nucleotides. RefSeq lists its product as uncharacterized. The coding region runs from base 474 to 2018 and encodes 514 amino acids. The record is from RefSeq and is a predicted model, not a curated record. The transcript is spliced from 2 exons. NCBI's taxonomy places the organism in Eukaryota, Metazoa, Mollusca, Bivalvia, Ostreida, Ostreidae. Gene Ontology annotation, molecular function: zinc ion binding.